AGAUAUAAGCUGAAGCUGCAGUUUACCAGAUUGCAAACUCAGCAUCUACACAGCAUAUUUCUACUUCCAUAUGAAUAAUAAAAACAUAAUUUAAGCAACCGCUUGAAUUUCUGCUUCUCAGACUGCGUGAAGGGCUACUACAAGCGGGCCAAGGCUCACGCUGCCGUGUGGAACGAGAAGGAGGCCAGAAGAGACUUCAGUACGGUGGCCCAGUUGGACAUCACUCUGGCUGCGCUUGUUCGCCGAGAGCUGAAGGAGCUGUCGGAGCGCAUGAAAGAGAAGUACUGGGAGGAGAGGGAGCAGUACUGGAACAUGCUGGAGAAAACGGAGGGCACCAGUAAACACGAGGAGGAAGAGCAACAAGAUGAAGAGCAGGAGGAAGAUGAAGAAACAAAAAAGAAAGAAAGCGACUUUGAAAGUGGCAAAGCAGGCGAGAAAACCGGUUCAUCUGAGAUGAAACGUGUUGAAGAAGGAGAAUCUGGAGAAGAAAAGGUUCGGCCAUCUGAGGGAGUGAAGGAGGAAGAAAGCAGCUGUGCAGUGGAGCUGCAGGCCUGUGAUGAGAUGGAGGGGAAGGACUGGCAGCAGAUGUUACGGCUGGUCAUGAUUCUGCAGAACGAGGGAAACUUCCUCAUCAAAGAGCAACACUUCCCAGACGCUUCCGCCAAGUUCAAGGAGGCUUUGGGAUACGUGGACUUCUUACAAAACAAGCAGGUGGAUCAACACGGCGAGGACUGGGAGUCGCUGGAGAAAGUGCGUCUCCCGCUCAGUCUCAACCUGAGCCAGUCCAUGCUGGAGCUGAAACAAUACCAGGAGGUGGUGGAGCUGAACAGCCGGCUGCUGAAGACACACAGAGGUAACUUUAAAGCGACGUACCAGAGGGCGCGGGCGCACGCUGCUUUGUGCAACGAGGAUGAAGCUCGAAGAGACUUUGCCACGGUGGAGAAACUGGAUCCAAAGUUUAAACCCUUUGUCCAGAAGGAGCUGAAGAUAUUAGGGGAAAACAUCCGCAAAAUGCACGCCGGCCAGAAGAAGAAUUAUUGGGAAACAACAAAGGAGAAGUGGGGUCCUGUUGGAAGCAGGACCAAGGAUGCAGUAAGAAAGAAAAGCACAAACUCUGCUAAGAAAGCCACAGAAAAAAACACUGAGAUGGACAAAAACACUGAAAGUCAUAAAGUUGAAGAGAGGGAAAGCCCAGCAGAACACCGUCCUGUUGAGACUGAAGGAGCAGGCGACUCAGAAACAGGAAAACAUCCAGAUUUGAAAGCAGAGCGUUGUGACAAAGAGCAAAUGUGUGGGAGGACGAGUGAAUUGGGGUCAGAUAAAGAAAAACCAGCGAGGGUCGCGGCUCCUGAAGCAGAUAAUCACAGAACAGAUAAAGAUGGUGACCCUGCGUCCACCAGCUCAGAUAAUGUAGUGAGCAGGAGAUCGCGGAACGAUAAAGGGAAGAAGAAGAAGACCACGGCCUGUCACAAUAAACAAUUAAUCCCAUGAUAGAUUAACAUGAGCGCAAUAAUUUCAAUUCUCAUAAUUAGUAUUUAUGUGUGUAUAGAGAUAUUAUAAUCCAUUUUAUUUAUGGUUUUGAUUGUAUGAAAGUUUUUAUUUCCAUUUUAUUUACUGUAUUUUAGUUGUCGUGUUUCAUUUAGGAUAUUUAAAAUAUUUUUCAGUUCCCGUGUUAAGUUUUGUUUAGAAGAUUAAAGUUUAUUGUUCUUUGAGACGGCAAACUCACAUUAUUUUUAUCAAUAAAUUACUUGAAAAUGGUCUCAAAAUAGCAACAGUCAUUUAUUGCAAUAACGUUGUUGUCCAGGAAAAUGUGUCGUCGUGACAGGCCUACCUGAGCAUGCAGACUGCCUCAACAAACGUGUGAAAGAAUAACUUGCUUUUACACUCUUUGUUGCUCAGUGUGGCAACGGUGGCUGGGAGGGCCAAACCACCGUUACAAAAUCUGAAAACCUUUCACAACUUUCAAAACAAAGGCACAUUUUAGAAAACAAAUUAAUAAUAUGUGAAACACUUUUACAAGCCUCGAAACAAAUGACAAAAAAAUCAAGCCAAAAGGGAAUGUACUAACUCCAAGUGCUCAUUUCAAUAAUAAUAAUAAUAAUAAUAAUAAUAAUAAUAAUAAUAAUACAUCAAACUUAUGUAGCGUUUUUUUUAGCGUUCAUCAUCUGUCAGAGGAGACGUCGGUGUCUUAUACUUGGCAGUGGCUA
This is a messenger RNA of Xiphophorus hellerii (green swordtail), 2207 nucleotides long. RefSeq names its product cilia- and flagella-associated protein 251-like. The coding region runs from base 271 to 1491 and encodes 406 amino acids. The transcript is spliced from 4 exons. The record is from RefSeq and is a predicted model, not a curated record. Gene Ontology annotation, molecular function: protein binding. Lineage: Eukaryota; Metazoa; Chordata; Actinopteri; Cyprinodontiformes; Poeciliidae.